Messenger RNA from Diabrotica virgifera virgifera (western corn rootworm), 4082 nucleotides. RefSeq names its product piggyBac transposable element-derived protein 2-like. The transcript has 2 exons. The coding region runs from base 682 to 1539 and encodes 285 amino acids. The record is from RefSeq and is a predicted model, not a curated record. NCBI's taxonomy places the organism in Eukaryota, Metazoa, Arthropoda, Insecta, Coleoptera, Chrysomelidae.
GCGAAAUGUGUGUUUGUACCCGUUUGCCACCAACGUUUGCUACAUUUUUAUUUUUAUGUAAUUUUUACUAGUCAAUAGAUGGCACCAUAAAAUAUGUACUAAAUUCAUUUGGAUCCUUAUGCUACUAUAUAAUUUGAUUAUGACGUCCAACAGAACAAAGAGAAUAUUACAAUUAGCAACUCAACAAAUAAAUGAUGAGGAGGAUUGUGAGUAUAAUAUAUUAGUCCCCAAUAGAAAUAUUGACUCCGAUAUUGAAAGUGAUAAUGAAGAAUAUAUGUUACCGUCCGCCCCUUUAACAUAUCCUGUAAUAGAGGGUGUUGAUGAAGAUGAAUUAGAAAAUGCAUCUAAGUUUACUAUUUUAUCGAAUGUAUUGCUCGAAAACGACGAUAUCUUGGAAAACGAAGCAAACAAUGAAGAGGUAGAAAAUGCAGAAGGUGCUAAAAAAACGAACUAGAUGAACAUAUUGGGUAUGUUGUAGAUGAAACCUUAGCAGAUGAGCUUGAUGAUACACCUCUCAAUUUAAAGAAGAACAAACAACAACAAAAAGUUCAAAAGAAAAACAAAUCCAAGAAAGAAAAAAUAUACCACUGGACAGAGGAACCUUUUGGCUACCCGGUAGAUAUUGAUGAGGAUAAUUUUCAAGUUCCAGACGAGAUUUUAUCUCCAAUUGAUUACUUUAAAAUGUUCUUUGAUGAUGCGUUAUUGGAAAUGAUAACAUAUCAAAGUAACCUUUAUUCCGAACAACGUUCUGGUACCUCAAUCAAUAUGAACAAAAACGAAUUGACGGAUUUUUUGGCAAUUGAGCUAUCAAUGGGAAUUGUAAAGAUGUCAGCUUACACAGACUAUUGGAGUGUUCAAUUUAGAUAUGACAAAAUAGCUGACAUAAUGCCACUGAAAAAAUAUCAAGAAAUACGUUGUUAUCUAUAUUUCGUCGAUAAUAAUUCUAUUAGUGACGACCGCUUUUAUAAAAUUAGACCUGUGAUGGAUCAUGUACGACGCAAUUUUCUGAAGAUUCAAGAAGAAAGAAUGUCCAUCGACGAAAUGAUGGUUCCCUACAAAGGAAAAAAAGCUGGUUGGCAAUGGGGCUUCAAAUUGUUUCUGCGUUGCGUAAUCUCAGGAAUGGUCUACGAUUUCAUGCCUUAUGGCGGCGAUGAUACAUUUCGAGAUAUCGCAUUUGAUGAACAAGAAGAGACUUUUGGAAUGAGUGAGCAAGUAGUUAUAGCUCUUAGUAAAACUAUUUCAAAACCGAUAUGUAGUAUUUUGUACUUUGAUAACUUUUUUUGUUCUCCUGAUCUUGUAUCCUAUUUACGCGAUGUCAAAGAAAUACUUUCACCUGGCACUUUACGCAUAAAUAGAGUGAGGAAUUGUCCCACUAAGGAUGAAAAGGAACUUCGAACUGAAGGUAGAGGUUCUUAUUUUCAAAUGGUCGAUAAUGACCAGAGGGUGGCAAUUAUUCAGUGGUUCGACAAUAAAGUAGUACGACUCUGCAGUUCAUACGUGGAUGCAUAUCCGUUAUCUUCCAUUAAAAGGUUUGUUUAAACAAAAUCAAACAAAAAAACAGACAUAACGUGCCCAAAAAUAGUUAAAGAGUAUAAUCGGCAUAUGGGUGGAGUGGAUCUCGCUGGUAUGUUUGUAUCCCUAUAUAGAACGUCACUGAAAACCCACAGACGGUAUAUAUCAAUAUUUUCACAAAUCUUGGAUAUUUGUGUAAAUAACGCUUGGGUUCUAUAUAAAAGACAAAUGCUACUGCUAAACCCGGAGAAAAGAACAAAAACUUUAAAACAAUUUCGUUAUUCCAUAAUCGACAGCUUGCUCCGUAAAAAUAAAAAGCGUGGAAUACCAUCAAAUGAGGACAUCGCUGUUCCAAAAAAAAAAGAAUAAAAACCAUGUUUAAACCCCGGCCAGAACCCAAGUAGCAAUUUUACGACCUGCAACCAAUGUUGUCCUAAUGGGACGUUAAAUUUAAGGACAAAAUUGGUUCACAAUAAGCCUGAACCAAGGACAACGUCUGUUUUUCCUGUUUUUGGACCAACGUUGCUGCUAAUAAGUAAUAUAAUCUGAUGACCAACCGACAUCGGGAAUAACGACGUCAAUUAUUAGGAUAAGGUUUGACGUUAAGCUGACGUCGGUCUUAACCUAUCUGUAGUGUAAGUGCAAUUAAUGCCCGGUUGCACCAACAGAUCUUAAGCUUAAGUCGAGAAUAUCAUAAGAAUUAAUAUAAUAUAAUUAUAAUAUAUUACAAUAAGAAUCCCAUAAUAUAAUAAUAGAUAUAAUUGAUAAUAAGGUAAGAAUCUAAAAUUAUGGUGCAACGUAAGUGAUACUCAAGGAGGCCCUAUCUAUAAGUAGAGCCUAGCUAAGCUGGAGCUUAAGAUCUGUUGGUGCAACCAGGCAUUAGUGGCAUACAUCAACGACUACUCAACGUCGGGAAUUACAACGUAUUUUUUAGAAUAGAUGCCAACGUUCAGAGGACGUUGGUGUUUUAUCGAGUAUGGUAGACGUAUUUUUCGGGAAGACGACAACGACAAUCCAACGUUGAGAAUACCAACGUUAAUUAUUAGGUUAAGGUUUAACGUUAAGCUGACGUCGGGUAUAACCUCUAUACUACAAUGUAAUUUAAUGGAAGACAUUUAACGACUGCUCAACGUCGGGGAUUACAGAGUAUUUAUUAGUAUCGAACCCAACGUUCAGGAGACGUCGGGUGUUUUCUCAGUAGGUAUAUGGUAGAUUGCUGCGUGUGCUUGCGGGAAGAUGAGAACGACAAUACAACUUAGGUAAUAACAACGUAGUAUUUAAGUAAAGUUGUAUACGUUAACCUGACGUCAAAGUUUUUUUAUAAGAUAUCUGUAAUUUACUAAAAACGUCGACGACUAUCCAACGUCGUAAAGUAAAUUUUCGACAAUUGGUUGUUUAGUUUCCAACUACAAAACGACGUAAAAAAUAAUCGUCCACCAGAUUAAGGCGUGUUCACGACGACGACCGGUCGUCGGGAGUCUGUCGUCAAGACCAGGUUGUCUGUGCUUACUUUAGGACGUAUUAGGUAUACCAAUAGGUAAAUUCGAGGUGUGCAAGGUAAAAAUAGGUUAUACUAAAGGUCGGCAGGGGUGUCCUUGUCCAAAUCAGUUAAAAUGUAGUUCAAUUUAGGUCGCGAGUCAAAUCCGCCAUUAAUGAAAGAUCGCCCUGGUUCAGCCAUUUUUUGAAACAUAAUGUUUGGCAAUUUUUUUGCUAGAUUUUAAUUAAUAUUUGAUUUUAAUUAACGAAUUUUGUUUAUAUAUAAAUCAAGGAUAAGUUUGUAUGGGUCUAGACAUAAUAAUAUGUUUUUUUAAUUACGAUGGUUAUUUCUAUUUUUACCGUUUUGUUCGAUUUAACCUGUAAAUUUCUGAGGCGCUUUCAGUUUUUAGCAAUUUUUAUACCUAGUUUAACAGUACACUUCCUUGCGUUUGUAAAUUUUCGACCGCAUUAUGCAAUGAGGCAGAUGAUUAAUAAAAUAAUUAUACAAGUCACUUAGGUUAUAUUCUAAAUAGAGUAGGAACCUACUUAAAUAAGUAUCAACAGGCCGUCAUGCAUCUUAGUUUCUGAUGGUUUAAUAUCCUCCAAGAUUAUUACCCUAUUUGGUAAAAAUGAAGUUUGUCGGCCGUACUUCUGUGGUAGAGGAUUUUAUACUAUUACUUUACAAGACCAAAGUCCUAAAAACUAACGUAAUUUGACGAUAAAAUAUCUCGAGCUGAGAAGUCGAGAGGGGGACGUCGAGGCAACCCGUAUUUCUAUUCCCCACUUAGGUGCAAAUAACGGUUUUCUGACCGUCUACGCAACGUCGCGUAUUAAAGUUGGGGCAUUUAAUCCAACGUUAAGACGUCGUAAUAUUACGUCCAAUUGCUUCUUGGGAAGGUGAUAUAAGAUUUGAUAAUUUCGGACACCUUCCACAAUUUUCCACAAAGAGCCGAUGCCGCAAUUGUGUAAAUACCCAAACACAUAUAAAAUGUACGAAAUGUGACGUACGUCUUUGUUUUGUGUCAAAACGAAAUUGUUUUUACGAUUUUCAUAUGAGCAAGUAAUCAUUGUAAUAUUUUUGUUGGUAAAAUAAA